AUGAAUCAGAGUGAAUCAACAUCAGCUGGCAUUGUACUACAAUUGGAGAAGACGACGAAUAAUAAUAGUGGCUGUGAAUCUGGCAAACAAGACAAGUGUGAUGAUAUAGAGAGCGAAACGUGUAGUAACAGUAGCAGUAGUAGUAGUAGUAGUAGUUGUGAAAGUGAAUUGAUUGUUUUAUCGAGUGGAAGGAUUAAACAGUCACAAUCAAAUCAAUCCAUUUCAUCAUCGAUAUCGACACCUUCACUAUCUUCAUUGAAGCCAUCAUCACUUUUGCCUAGCCAAAAGGGUCUCGCGACCAAGCUCAAUAUCAACACUCCACCCGACACCCCAACCCACUCGUUUCACGAUAUUAGCAAGGCAAUUAGUGACGGUACCACCGAAGAGGACCUACCCAAACUUAGAUUGGAAAAAGAGCAAAAGACAACAACCCUACUAACCACAACCACCACGACGACAACCACAACAACCAUGACUACACAAGUCAUUACAACGACGACAACAACAACCACAUCAUCUUCAGCAGCUGGAGCCAGCUUAUCUUUGAACAAUAACAAUAACAAUAAUAAUAGCAUGAUUGAAGCUAUUCCUGAACAAACCUCUUCACCCAUUCGAUCGCUAUCCUCUUCUUGUGGAGACAUUCGAUCGCCAAAAUCAUCACACAACAAUGUACUACAUCAUCAUCAACAACAAGAUAUUGGCGGUGAAUUGGGAGAUGACGAUACAAUCGAGGUGGAUGGAGCAACUGGGGUUGCAAUGAUUGGCGACGAUGGCGAAUCUACUUCAUCACUUUCCACUUCUUCAUUAUCAACCUCUUCCAGUUUGACAUCUACCUCUUCCAACCAUAGUAACAAUAUUUUAGCAUCUUCAUCACCUCUACACUAUACCAAACAUCAUCAUCACCACCAUCAUCAUCAACAUAAUCAUGGUGGUAGUGUAUUACAACAAUCGACAUCGUCUGCUGAAAAUAGAACACCAAACAAAAAAUUAAACGAGAGUAUUGGUUCGAAUUGGAGUAACGAUAGUUUGACAAUCAACACUAAUAGUGCGGGUGGAGGUAGCAGUGGUAACAGUAUCAAUGGAUCUUUGACACCUACAUCGACUUCGUUGACACCCAACCGCGAUGUCCGAUCUGUAUUGUUGCGGGUCAAACUACCAGAGUCACACCCACUUAUUACAAAGGUUGCUAGAUUCCCAUUAAACUUUACAGUCAAAGAGACAUUGGAUCGUAUUCACGAAUUGGUCGUUCUAGAAAACCGUGUCAAUCUCAUUAUUUUAUUCAAUCGAAUGAUCCUAUCGCACAACCAAACACUUUCCAAUUAUUUUGGUGCCGACGAGGGUAUAGUGCAAACCAUUGAACUCAAAGAGAUUACGAGCAUGUCCUCCAAUACAACACCGGCACAACUUAUCAGUAAUUUGUCGUCGGGUGGUAAUGGAGCAGGAGGAGUACCAAAAGAAAAACCAAAGCUUCUCCAUGCAUCUUCAGUUCAGAAUCUGUUGGCAUCAAUGCCCACUAAAAAGAGACAUUCUAGUGACAAGGAGAAACUACUCUUUCAACCACCCCUACCAUCCUACACUAAAGAACUCGAUAAGCUAUUUUGGAUUUCAAAUGGUGUCACUGGAAGUGGAUCAAAAUCGAUUCCAUGUCUAUUUCACAAAUGGAAAUGUAGAGAUAGUAAAGUACAGUCGGAUCUCACCAUCCUCUACAGUGGAGGUGAUCGAGAAGAUCUCGGUCUCAUUCGAAAGAAUAUGCGUAUCCUUUCAGACAUCCUCCAAUGUAAUAUAUUUUGUUACGAUUACACUGGUUUUGGCUUAAAUGCCUCUGGUAAACCUACCUUGAAAGAACUAUGUAAUGAUAUCUCUAUCGUUUUUAAUUAUUUAACAAAUACUUUAAAUAUAUCACCUUCUUCAAUUAUUUUAAUGGGUAAAUCAAUAGGAACAAUUUGUAGUAUUAAGUUUGCUUCAAGUUUAUAUCAAAAAUCCAAAUCUACCUUGUCUUUAACUUCACCAAUACAUAAUAAUAACACUACAUCCUCUUCAACACCAACCUCACCGAUUUCUCCAUCAUCACCCUAUUCAACAGUUGCAUCAUCUACAACACCAAUAAGCGAAUCCAAACAAUCUAGUCGAAAUGGACAACCAUUGGGAGGAUUGGUAGUCAUUGCAUCGUUUGGACCAAGUACGUUGGGUGGAAAUAUAGUCAACAUGCUCCUGUCGAUAGAGUCAUUUGACCAUCUUAAAAAGGUCGAGCGAAUAGCUUGCCCGACGUUGGUUGUCCACGGGGACAGUGACGACAUUGUAAAUAUUAAAAGCGCCAAAAAAUUAUCAAAGCUGUUUCCCAACCUUUUCCGUUACGUUCCGGUCAAGGAGGCAACGCACUGGAACAUCGACACCAAGUAUCUGGACGACUAUGCCGACGACAUGAUCGACUUUGUCAAGCAUAUUGCACCAGAGCAGUACACGCAAAGACAGGUGGAGUUGCCCUCUUCCUACGCCAUGUCACCCAGCAAGGUUGUGGGUGCCUGGCUCGAACGUCUUCAGCUCCAAGAAUACACCAACAACUUUUUACAAGCAGGUUACUUUGAAAUGAUGUCGAUUGCCUCACUAGACAAGUCUAUGCUAGAGUUUUUGGGUGUUGGCGAACAACACAUUCCUACAUUGCUCGGUGAGAUUGAAAAGUUGGUACGCACCAUCUUUCCAAGUAGUGCAGCUGCACAACAACAGACCAUGGUUAUCACUGCUCCUAUAGGCGCCAACAAUAUUGACAUUGACCUAUCUUGUUCAAUAGAUCUAACCUCAACUUUUAAACUUCACAGUACUGUAACCAAGGCAUCACGUUCUCGUUCAUCAAGUAAUAGUAAUACAACCAUUAAUAGUAAUAUUACCAAUAGUAGCAGUACAACCAUCAUAAAUAACAAUAACACUAAUAAUAUUAAUAAUAAUAACAACAGUAAAUAUCACAACAAUAAUAAUUGUGAAUGUGAAUUUGAAUGUAUAUGUAGCAAAGCUAGUAUUGAAUCUUCAAAUACUACCAAUUCCAUCAACACAAAAACUAGUACCUUUGUAUAG
Cavenderia fasciculata is the source of this 3069-nucleotide messenger RNA. RefSeq lists its product as uncharacterized. The record is from RefSeq and is a predicted model, not a curated record. Lineage: Eukaryota; Evosea; Eumycetozoa; Acytosteliales; Cavenderiaceae. The transcript has 2 exons. The coding region runs from base 1 to 3069 and encodes 1022 amino acids. Gene Ontology annotation, molecular function: protein binding.